AUGGCCCUAUCGCGGCUUCUGGAACAGGAGAGACACCCUGUGUUUUUUAGAGGAAAUCGGUGGACGUCGAACGAUGCGCUGCGUCUCGAGGGGGGCGCUGCCUUCGUGGAAAGGGCUUCAGGGCAGCACCCCGCAGAGCCUCUCCACGCCGCCAACGCGCAUGCGGCGGAGGCUAGCGCACCCCCAGCCUCAAGCAGCUCUGCAGAGAGAGAGUUUCUCUUGAGACAGCACCCCCCUUCCCCCCCCGCAAGUGGCGCUGAUCUCCCUGCCCCCCCAGAGGCCUCGUUGCCCAAGGCACUCAGCGAUGUGCAGGGGACGCCGCCUCUUCUUCUCGAGGCACACAGUUCUGCAGCAACGGCGACUGCAGCAGUGGCAGCAGCGGCAGCGGCAGCGGCGAGUGCAGAAGAGCCAAGCGGGAGUUUCUUGCAGGUGUUGAGCAGUGCGGAUGCCUGCGCCUCUUCGGCGGGCAGUAUGGGCCUGCGUGUGAGGCAACUGCUGAGCUGGGGAGCGCUAGGCCUCUUGGCAGUCAAAAUGGUAAUCCGACGGGACCGCUCCAGGCGUCCAAAGCGGGUGCUGCUGCUAGACUUUUUGAGCACAGUCGCCGCAUGGCAGCUCCUCGAGCUGUGGCCUCCCUAUGAACUGCCUGCUCCCACCGUGGCAAGGGCUUCCGAAGGGUCUUUGGCAGACUCUUGCGACAUAUACGCGGCUGCGCUUCUUAUCGAGGAGCUUUUGUGGCUGUUUACGCUCAAAGUCCUAAUGCGACAGGCAGAGAAGCACUUCGGAUACAGGCAGGGGGAGUACUUGCUGGAGAGCACCGACUGGGUAGAGCAAGACACAGAGGCACCGGGGGGGGCCUCCCUUGCAGCCUGCAGGAGGCGGAUGCCUCUGGCAUGGAAACGCAGUGCCUCCAAAAGGCUCCUGCUGCGCUGGGGAAUUGACUGGUGUCAAUAUUUCCAGCAGCUAGUGGUGUUGCUCAUUUGCGUCGCAGCGGCUCAGUUGGUCACUCUGCUGCUUUUGCUGCUGCUCGCUGCCCCCCUAGCUCCCAUUGUAGCCGCUCCUCUUUGGCUCCUCCAUCGAGACAACGCGUCGCUGCGACGCUUUAUUGUGGCCUUGGCGUGCCCCAUGUGCACAGACCUCGUGCAAUUCUGCAGCUUGGACGCCCUCAUACGGAGACGCCCUCCCCCGCUGGCACCCGUCGAGGAUAGCGACACCAUCGGCCUGAAUACAGGCGCAAAAAAAGCACCCCGCUUCUCGAGAGAAACUAUUUGCAAACACCCACCCGCCAGCCCUGCCCCAACACAGUUCAGAAGGAGAUGCAAAGCUGUUCGCCAAUCAGUCCGCAUGGAAGCCAUACCUGUAAGGAAGCGUGCACCGCCGAGAUUUCAAGGCAAUAGGGCAGACUGCACGGGAACGGUAAAAGCACUGCUAAUAAGAUGCCAAGUUAUCGAGCUCGAAUGCGUACCACUUGCAAACAAGCUUCGAACCAGCUGGAAGCAUCGGAACGGCACUCGAGCUGAAUCUGUUCUAAUUACUGGAAAGUGUUUGCCCGGAGUCUGGCCUGUUCAAGUAGUAUCAUGA
Cyclospora cayetanensis is the source of this 1578-nucleotide messenger RNA. RefSeq lists its product as uncharacterized. The transcript is spliced from 3 exons. The record is from RefSeq and is a predicted model, not a curated record. The coding region runs from base 1 to 1578 and encodes 525 amino acids. Lineage: Eukaryota; Apicomplexa; Conoidasida; Eucoccidiorida; Eimeriidae.